This is a messenger RNA of Hibiscus syriacus, 1171 nucleotides long. RefSeq names its product 40S ribosomal protein SA-like. Gene Ontology annotation, cellular component: ribosome; cytosolic small ribosomal subunit; 90S preribosome. NCBI's taxonomy places the organism in Eukaryota, Viridiplantae, Streptophyta, Magnoliopsida, Malvales, Malvaceae. The transcript is spliced from 5 exons. The record is from RefSeq and is a predicted model, not a curated record. Bases 72 to 992 code for a protein of 306 amino acids. Gene Ontology annotation, molecular function: structural constituent of ribosome. Gene Ontology annotation, biological process: cytoplasmic translation; ribosomal small subunit assembly.
AUCUGUCUCUAGCCCCUGCCUCUGCCUUUUCCAUUCACAAAUUCUUCUCUCCGGCAAUCCGAGAAAACAACAUGGCGACAGCCCCGACAUCCGCAAGGCAGCUUUCUCCUAAAGAAGCCGACAUCCAGAUGAUGUUGGCCGCCGAAGUACAUCUCGGUACCAAGAACUGUGAUUUCCAAAUGGAGCGUUACGUUUUCAAGCGUCGCAAUGACGGAAUUUACAUUAUCAACCUUGGCAAGACUUGGGAGAAGCUUCAGCUUGCUGCUCGAGUAAUCGUCGCUAUUGAGAACCCUCAGGACAUCAUUGUCCAAUCUGCAAGGCCCUAUGGUCAGACAGCUGUGCUGAAAUUUGCACAGUACACUGGUUGUCAUGCAAUUGCCGGAAGGCACACCCCUGGUACAUUCACUAACCAGAUGCAGACAUCUUUCAGCGAGCCUCGUCUUCUUAUCCUCACAGACCCCAGGACUGAUCACCAGCCCAUCAAGGAAGGAGCUCUCGGAAACAUUCCGACCAUUGCCUUUUGUGAUACCGACUCGCCGAUGCGAUAUGUUGACAUUGGUAUCCCCUCUAACAACAAGGGAAAGCACAGCAUCGGUUGCCUUUUCUGGCUGUUGGCAAGGAUGGUUCUUCAGAUGCGUGGUACAAUUGCUCCCGGACAGAAGUGGGAUGUGAUGGUGGAUCUGUUCUUCUACAGGGAGCCUGAGGAAGUUAAAGAGCCAGAAGAGGAGAAGGCUGUUGUGGCCCCUGAUUACGGACUCCCUGCUGCAGAUUAUGGAAUGGGUGCCUUAGCAUCUGAUCAGUGGCCUUCACAAAUAGGCGAUCAAUGGUCUGCUGAUAUGGUUCAGGCACCUAUUUCUGGUGUCCCUGCUGCUGUUAACUGGGGUGACCAAGUUGCAGUUGGUGCCGAUGGGUGGGAUGCAGCAGCUGCUCCAGCACAAAUCCCAGAUGUUCCUGUCGAUGUCACGGCCCCUGCUCCCACAGGUUGGGAAUGAGGGGGAUUCGUUUUUAUAUUUUGGCAAAAAUGUUUUGUUUUAAAAUGAGCCAUUUUGGACUUUGUGUGUACUGGCAAUAGUGUUGUAGACAUCGAUGGCUUUAGAAAUUUUUGUUAUUCUGUUGUUGGAAUCAUAAGUUUUGAAUUUGUAUUGUGGUAUAUGCAUUAAUGGCUUCUUGU